This is a messenger RNA of Paralichthys olivaceus (Japanese flounder), 4042 nucleotides long. RefSeq names its product DNA repair protein XRCC4-like. Gene Ontology annotation, molecular function: DNA binding. NCBI's taxonomy places the organism in Eukaryota, Metazoa, Chordata, Actinopteri, Pleuronectiformes, Paralichthyidae. Gene Ontology annotation, biological process: positive regulation of ligase activity; response to X-ray; double-strand break repair via nonhomologous end joining. Gene Ontology annotation, cellular component: DNA-dependent protein kinase-DNA ligase 4 complex; DNA ligase IV complex; nucleus. The record is from RefSeq and is a predicted model, not a curated record.
CAGCGUGCCGCAGAUCCACGCACUGUGAUUGGCUGAGAACAAGGCAGAGUUGAAAGUUGAAGCGUGAAGUGACAGAAGCAACAAAGAGUAGAAGCAGCGAUGAGCGGCGAUAACAAGCGUUUAAUGUCAAUAACUCUUCGCCUGGACACAGCAGUGGUUUGUCCACAGCCUAAAGUCUACAGUUGGUGAGACAUGAGUGGCACAGUCCGCCAGAUCACAGUAACCACUGAUCCAAGUACCCCAUACUUCCUGCGGGUGGACUGGGCAGAGGACCUGGGUGCUGGAUUUACAUUAGCUCUCACUGAUGGCAGCUCGGCGUGGAUCGGAGAAGUUUCAGAAGAUGAGGUGUCAAGGGAAGCCAGUGAACUGGGAGUGACAAGAGAAAACUAUGUGAAGGAUCUUCUUCAAGCUCUAACAAGAAGUGAAGAAGGAAGAGGAGGACGAGGACGAGGGAGAGGGAGCAACAAGAAGGCGUAUUCUUUCCACCUGACUCCAGAUCAUUGUCAUCUUUCAUAUCAGAAGUUCUGUGAUGACAUCACGGUGGACUUGGGCUCGGUGGAGCUCCAACCGGCUCCAGACCCUCUAGAGCUGAACCGGGAGAUGAUUGGCCAGUCCCUGAAGCGCAGCACAGAUCUGGAGUCAGAAAACUGCCAGCUACUGGAGGAGAACCGUGGACUGAAACAGGAACACCAGCGAAUACUCACAGAGCUGGAGAAGCAUGUUCAGGAUAAGGAGAUGAUGGAGAAGAAGCUUUACUCACGUUUUGUCCUGGUGCUGACUGAGAAGAAGGCGAAGAUCCGAGCCCUGCAGGACACCCUCCAGCAGCUCCAGCAGAGUGCUGACAAGCGUCGCAGUGAAAAUGAAGCAACUUUGGAUGAAGAUGGUAGUCAGGACAGAGGAGGGGAGACUGUUCCCAGCAUCCACCCAUCUCAGGAGCCAACCAUCCUAAUCACAGGUCGUAAUCUCGUGUGCCACGGCGUCACUGUGGACCACACGUUUUCUGACAACGAAGACGAACAACCGAGACGGAAGCGCAGGUUACAUCACACUCUGAGCACCGAACCCUCCGAGCAGGAAUAAAAUCACAGAUGAUAUCCAGGACUCAUCAACAUGAUAUAGCCCUAAAUCCAAGGCCUUUUUCCUGACAAGCAAUUAGCUGGAUCCCUGUCGAGCUAUGUGGUGAGCUAGUCAACGCUCAUCUCAAUACACACAACCAAAACUGUGACAACCAGGCAACAGCAUCCUCAAGCUGUCCCCAGACUUUAUGCCAGAUUUGGUCCCAGAUUGUGAAAGCGAUUUCCAGAAAACACGAGCAUCUGGUUUGUUUUAACUGUGACAAUUACCUGCCAGAGUUCUCACGAGAGAACUCGCCUUUCAUACUCAAUAAAUGAUGAGGAGAUGAACGCCGCCAGUUGUGCUGUGGAGGCUCUGCUCAGACGCGUUGGUAUUCGUGGGGUAAUAUUCACUUAAUGCCCAGCAGUGCUUCCUCAGGAGCUCAUUGCGUUGCUGGUAAUGCCAUGGAGAGCAUGGCAGAGAAUGGUGACCAGGAGCAUGGAAGCAAUUUCUCAAGAGCUUGACUUCACCCUGCGCUCGACGUCGCCUGCCAAGCCCCUUGGCCUUGGCUCUGUUAGACCGGAGGAAGAGUAACAACUACUGCGGCACAACAGGCUACACCCAGAAAACAGGGUGUCACCACCAAGGAACCGAAGCUGCUUUGUUGCUGCUUAUUCAUCAUGUCUUGCUGAUGCUUUCCUCCCUCUUUUCAUUAUGAAAAUAAACUGUAUGCCAUCUCUUUCAUUUCCACUAAACUAGCAUUUUGCAAAAGAUAAUUUGUCCCCCACGUUUUCUUCUUGUUUACAUCUGCCCUUUUAUUGUGUAGAUGUUCUAUGGCCCACACUACCUGAGGCCUGUUUUGCAGUGGGUUAGAAGGGUUAUGUUGGAUUCGCCUCUUCACCUCUUCCUUUAUCUUUUCUAUCAGCUUUAGGUCUCAAGGUCAUCCCACUGACAAUAAUGAAGCUAGGUAGACCCUACCAUUACCAUUAUUUGACCAUUCUACCUUUGACUUCUGAACCCGCCUGCCGUCUUUGAUAAUUUGGAUGAUACAUAUAUGUCUCCUGAAGACCACAGGUGGCCGUCGGGAUAAUCCCACAACACGCGCUCGCUGCUGUAGUAAUCCCUGCAGGAAUGUCACACUCCUUGAUAAAUCCUGUCAAUAAAGGCGUUUUAUGCAGGAAGGUAUAGAUCGGUGACCGAGGAUAAUUGACGGAUGAGCGCAUGACAACGCGCUGUGGAGGAGGAGACAAAGUGGGAAAAAGAGGAGAAGCCAUUGAAUCUUUCAUUGUUUUCAUUCAGAAUAAAUAAUGAUGCUGUGUUUUAGUGUAGAGUUGUUUCCUUAUUUUGAGAAAACUUGAUGAUUUCUUGUCUCUGGUAAAGACUGUAAAUAUUUCCAUUUUCAACCAGUUAACUGAUUUCUUAAUUGGAUUUUAUUUGUGUAUUAAAAAUACACUAAGGAGCUAUCAAUGUUUAUAAAUGUUUUUCAAGUUUUGCAAAUAUGUGUUGUGAAAUGUUUCACCAGAUAAAGCCUGUGAUUUAUUGUUAGCUUUACUGAAAUAUACAUUUUACAUUGCAGUACUUUAGCCUUGUGCAUUUUCUGAAUCUUGAAUCAUGGUGAGGACUGAAUGAGGACUGAAUUAGAUUGUUCAGAUAAAUUUAGCUGAACGCCUCGAUGUGUCCAAGGAUUUUAUCGUGUAAGGGAUCCAUGCACAAAUUUAAGUGUAAAUCCACAAGUGUUUAUUGGCUAAGCCUGAAGUAUGCCGAGGAAGUCGUCUGAAUUUCUAUUGAGAAUAAAAUAUGGGAAGUGUUACAGACGAUGAAAUGUUUUUUUUCAGAUACACAGAAAUUAUUUGAAAAUAAAGAUGCAGAUGUUACUCAAGUAAAAAGCUUUCAUGAGCUAUCGGAAAUUUGAUUUUGCCACUUCUGCUUUGCCAUUUGGUGCACGGUGUACUUCUGUAUCUGGAGUGCGGGUGUGGCUGUUAUCUUUAUACAUUGAGAACGUCCGAUUUUGUAGCACCAACCUGCACAAAGGCCAUAAAUUAUAUUGAGAUGAAUUCAUUGGUUUUCUCCACAUUUUACAUUUAAACCUUGUGGCCCUCUUCCAUGGCAGCCUCGAUCAAUAUCGACCAUACACAGGCUCCUUUAACAGAGAGGGUUAACACUGUGAGCGAGUGAUGAUGGCUGUGCGAACCUGAAAUUAAACAUCCAGUCACUCGCUUAUCAUCGUCAUUCACUUACUGUGUGCACCUGUAGGAUUCCCAUCGUCCGGGGAAAUGACUGGAGUCUUCCUCCUUCCCUGCCACAGCGCUGUGGUGAGACAGAGCGGUCUUUGUGUUACCUGUUCAUACAACUACAGCCCUUAUCUUCUAGUAUAACAAGACAUCACCAGAUGUUUGAUAUCCAUUGAUAAUUUCUAAGAUAAAGUGUUAAGCUUCCCUCAGUUAAACCAUAAAAGCCCCAUGAUAUUGUAUAGAGUCAGACACUACACAUUGCAGAUCUUCUCUGGCUGCUUCGCUCAGUGGCCGAGCCAAACAGAAAUCUCUUCUCCACAUUUAAUGCUGACUCGUCUUCCAGUCAUGGAGGCGUCCCUUGAUCUGGCCUAUACAAGUUUUGCACGUGGCAAAGAGUAUCAGCUUUGUUUCAGCCCAGUGGUUAAAACAGCCUUUUGAUCAUCACAAGUAAUGAGUGGGUCCUCGUUUAGAUGCUGUUGUGAAGUGAUUGGCCUCAUUAACCAAAUGUCCUGCAGGUUUUUACAGGAUGGUGGUUGAAUAUUAAGAGUGUGAUAAAGGCGACCUACUGCAGUGUGCUCGAGACUUUCUCUUUUUUUCACUUUUUCACUUUUUUUGUGAAGAAGUUGGAAACUUUUUUACGAAAGGUGUUAUAUAACAAAUAACUCUCUCUGUCUCAUAUAUAUAUAUAUAUGGCUGUCAAUCAUGACUUUUCCCCUCUGAUGUUAUGGCAUCAAAAAACGAAUUAAAUCCAAGCUUAU